Messenger RNA from Helianthus annuus (common sunflower), 1441 nucleotides. RefSeq names its product protein IQ-DOMAIN 14. The coding region runs from base 118 to 1272 and encodes 384 amino acids. The transcript is spliced from 3 exons. The record is from RefSeq and is a predicted model, not a curated record. Gene Ontology annotation, molecular function: protein binding. Lineage: Eukaryota; Viridiplantae; Streptophyta; Magnoliopsida; Asterales; Asteraceae.
UUAUGUAUUUUUGAACCCUUGCCUCUUCCCUCUUCUCUCUUCCAUAUCCUCAUUCAUGUAUUUUGUUUCUCUCUCUACAUAUUGAUUUUUGAGUCAAAAACAAGAGAGAGAGAGAGUAUGGGCAAAGCUUCACGCUGGUUCAAGUCUUUGUUGGGUAUGAAGAAACACAAACAAAAUACACCAUCACCACCGUCACCACCACCACCACCGCCGGUGGAUAUAAACCCUCCACCGUGUAAUGAUCCCACUUGGUUGACAUCUUACACGUCAGCAACAGAGAAAGAACGGAACAAACAUGCAAUUGCUGUUGCUGCAGCCACCGCCGCCGCAGCUGAUGCCGCCGUCGCCGCCGCACAGGCCGCCGUGGCGGUGGUGAGACUCACCAGCUUCGGCAGAGGAACGCUUUUUAACGGCGGCGGAGACAGAUGGGCUGCCGUUAAGAUUCAAACAAACUUUAGAGCUUAUUUGGCAAGAAAGGCUCUAAGAGCUUUAAGAGGACUAGUGAAGCUACAGGCUCUUGUUAGAGGGUUUCUUGUGAGGAAAAAGGCAGCUGCAACUUUAUAUAGUAUGCAAGCUCUCCAUAGAGCCCAGACUGCUGCUCGGUCCCAACAACGGGCCCGCCGCUUGGUUAAAGAUCGUAGGGUUCAACCCGAAACCCGUCACCGAAAAUCGACCGAGAGAUUUGAUCAUGAGACAAGAAGUGAAUUCCAUAGCAAGAGGCUCUCAACUUCAUACGAAUCAACAACUAAUUCAUAUGAUGAGAGCCUAAAAAUAGUUGAAAUCGACACGUAUAGACCACAUGCGAGAUCCAGGCGUAUACACACAUGUACAACCGACUCUAGUGACGAAUCACAUUACCACCACAAUAUGUCAUCUCCCCUGCCUUGCAACAUCCCUACACGUAAGACAAUCGAGUGUGGGCAUUUUCAUGAUCCCGAGUGGGGAUUCAUCGGUGAAGAUUACAAAUACUCAAACACCACUCAAAGCACGCCCCGUUUGGCGAAGUUAUACGGGACAAACGUGCCUCCAACUCCCGCAAGAAGUGUAUGCGGGGACGGCUAUUUUAGGCCUUAUUCGAACCAUCCAAGUUACAUGGCGAACACACAAUCGUUCAAUGCGAAACAGAGGUCUCAUAGUACUCCUAAGCAAAGGCCAGAGUUGGGGACAAAAAGGAGGCAAUCUCUUAUUGAAAUAAUGGCAUCAAGAAGUAGUUUUAGUGGCUUGAGGAUGCAAAGGUCUUGUACGAAAGCUCAAGAAGCUAUAAACUCAUAAAUAAAGGGUUUGAUGUUUAAACUUUAUCAUUACUUUGUGUUUGAUAAAGAAUUAGAGAGAAGGGAUGUUUGUCUUGUAAGUAAACAAGAAGGGCCUGUUUUUCUUCUCUUUUAGACCAACUUGUUUGGGUGAAAGAGCUCUUCUUUUAUUAAUUUAAUGUCUUUUUUUU